AUGUCCACACCGUCCGAAGCCAAAGAAAAUGGAAACAAAGCCUUCAAAGCAGGUCAAUACGACAUCGCAGUCGGGCACUAUACGCGCGCUGUUGUCCUCUCCCAGUCUUCCGACGUCCCUGUCGACCCCGUCUUCUACCUCAAUCGCGCUGCUGCGUAUCUCAAACUCGAAAAGUACGAGGAUGCGGCAAGGGACUGUACGCUCGCUCUCGGGCUGAAGAGGGAGGUCAAGGCGCUCUUCCGAAGAGCGCAAGCCAGGUUGGGUGCUGGAGACGAGCGCGGGGCUAGGGAAGAUUUGGAUGAGGCCCUCCUACUUGAGCCCAUGAAUCAAGCUGUCAAGCUCCUACUUUCUUCUCUUACUCAACCAACAAAAGAAAAGACAUCUGCAACGCCAUCUAAUGCUGGGGAACACGCUGCUCCUAGCACGUCGAGCCCCAGGAGACGACGUAUACCUAUAACGCUAGUCGACACCCCGUCAAGCGCGGCUAAACCGCUCAAGUCCGCGCUCAAGUCUUCAUCUGCUCCUGUUGCCACUCCCGCGGCUUCCACAGAUCUGUUGACCGCGGUAUCUACUACCCGGCUCACGCAUACCCCUGUGCGAUCUUCGGCCUUAGUGGGGGAGACGAGCAGCGCUACUAGCGCUCCAGCACCAAGCUUUGCCGCUGCAAAGGCCACGCGAGAACGGCGUGUCGGAGGAGGGAUGUUCAAAGCGGACGGUACAGGACGUAUCAUAGGUUCUCCCGGCCCUGGGCAGCCGCAACUGAGCACGUCAAGCCCGAAAAGUGUCAAAGAAGUCGUUGAACGCCCGCCUGUGCUAGCGGAGGAGAAGGUGGUGCUGCCGUCUGUGCCUAAGCGCGCGAGCGAGUUUGUGCUGAAUUUACGAGAGCUGGGCGAGCACGCCAGGUGGGCUUACCUCCAGCUGAUCCCACCCGCAAACCUGCCAGUAUUCUUCGGCUCUGCACUCGAACCAGAUACCCUCAGCAGCCUGAUCCAUGUCCUCUCUUCUGUUACUCCUCCCCGUCCGCUGGUGGCAGAGUACCUACGUGCAAUACCGCGAUGUGCGAGGUUCGGGACGAUGAGGCUGUUUCUCGGUGCAGGGGAGGAGGAGAUGGUGCGGGGGAUGGUGGGGGAGUUGGGGGAUGAAGGGCUGAGGAAGGAGUGGGGUUUCUAGCGGCUUGCAUUCACUUUCGCAAUCGUAUAAUCGUACACCUUGCACCCAUCCAAGGGAUUUUUGUCACUCCAGCUUAGGCAUAAGGUAACAGCCUCCUCAGCUGUUUCCUCUGCCCUGGAGUAGCGUACGUCCCCAACCCAAGGUUAUGCAGUCGUAUACGGGAAAGAUGGCUGUUCCCGUGCGUCUUGCCCGGGCGCCAGUGCUUGUAGUUCCCAUUCGGGAGUGCUUUCCAGCGUUUCUUGGCCCCUUGAUGCGUCUUGAGCUUGUAGGCCUUUUCUAGAGCGGGAGAUGAGGUGAAUGGACGGGUUCCUGUACUCAACGUGAAGGGGGUGAAGAGGGAUAUUGACCUCCCUAGAGCAGAUAGCCAGGACAUGUUGGAC
Molecule: messenger RNA, 1550 nt
Organism: Dacryopinax primogenitus
Lineage: Eukaryota; Fungi; Basidiomycota; Dacrymycetes; Dacrymycetales; Dacrymycetaceae
Product: TPR-like protein
Exons: 8
Coding region: 1-1170 (389 amino acids)
Molecular function (GO): protein binding
Source: RefSeq, a predicted model, not a curated record